UGCUGUUAUUUCUGGCCGCCAAAAUCUUGAUCUUCAGGAGCCCUUGAUCAGAGGUCAUUGACCUUGCCGUUUUGCGUCAGUCUGUAUCAAGAUGGCAGCGCCCAUGCUGAGAUGUUUGCUGUACACCAGACUCUGUCCCUGUGGCUCUAGAGACCCUGUGCUGCUCUCAUCUGUAGUGCACCAAGUCCGACACAACUCCAACAGGACAACCAUCGCCAGACUGAACCGUACCAAGUAUGCCAGAACGUACAACGCGCGAGUCGUGCAGCCAGAUGGAUCCACCAUCACUGUUCCGUACAAAGAACCCAUAGGUGUGAUAAAGAUGCCGCUGGACAUUGACAGUUUGUCGGACCAGGAGAGACGACUUCGGAUGGCCAAACGGAUGCCCAAACAGGUGCAGCGGGUGGAAGAGGAAUUUGAGGACGACUUUGAUGCCAAAAGAUACAGCCACUUGUUCAAGAAAAAAUAAUACUGGACUGAAAAUAUUUCCGAUGACAUUGUUUUAGAAAACCCAAGUGUAGGUAGUGUUGAAAACCAACAUUAGAGUGACCAUACAAAGUUUACUUUUGAUCGAAAAAUCAAAAAGAUUGACUGUUCAAUGUGUAAGAUGUGGUCUGAUUUCUAAGUAUGUUUGCUAAUAAAUCCUUUAAAAAGUA
This is a messenger RNA of Branchiostoma belcheri (Belcher's lancelet), 656 nucleotides long. Its product is annotated as 39S ribosomal protein L55, mitochondrial-like. Gene Ontology annotation, biological process: translation. Bases 92 to 469 code for a protein of 125 amino acids. Gene Ontology annotation, cellular component: mitochondrial large ribosomal subunit. The record is from RefSeq and is a predicted model, not a curated record. The transcript has 3 exons. Gene Ontology annotation, molecular function: structural constituent of ribosome. NCBI's taxonomy places the organism in Eukaryota, Metazoa, Chordata, Leptocardii, Amphioxiformes, Branchiostomatidae.